Triticum turgidum subsp. durum (durum wheat) is the source of this 951-nucleotide messenger RNA. Lineage: Eukaryota; Viridiplantae; Streptophyta; Magnoliopsida; Poales; Poaceae. The record is from the annotation of a GenBank genome assembly.
AUGUCAGAGCAGCAGUUUCCUGGUACUACCAUCACUCCCCACUCCCCAGAGUUCACGGAGUCCAGCGUGAGCGCUCGGCGCAGCAAAUCGGCAGCCAUGGCCGCGGCGGCUCUCACCCUCCUGCUGCUGGUGCUCCUCCCGGCGCGCCAUGCUCUCGCCACGGCGGCCGGCGACGCGCACCCGGGCUACGCGGGCGCGGAGGCCGACACCUGCGGGGCGGCGCCCGGCGGCUCUCCCCCUUCCGGAGGAGGCGCGGCAGGCCGGCGCCACGGCCCGGCGCUGGAGGAGUACGGGGGCGGGCGCAUCGUGGACAUCACGCACGCGUACCGCCCCAGCAUGCCGGCGUUCGCGCCCGGCGCGACGGUCGGCCCCCUCGUGCGCCUCAAGGCGUCCAUGGAGGACGGGUCGGAGUACAACCUGUCGGAGCUCCGGAUGGAGUGCCACAUGGGCACCCACGUCGACGCGCCGGGCCACAUGAACCAGGCCCACUUCGCCGCCGGCCUCGACGUCGACACGCUCGACCUCGAUGUCCUCAACGGUCCUGCCUUACUGGUCGAUGUUCCAAGACGCACAAAUAUAACAGCUGAAUCCAUGAAAUCCCUAAAUAUACCGAAAGGUGUUCGUCGUGUUCUCUUCAGGACAUUGAACACAGACAGGGGGCUCAUGUGGAAGGCAGCUGGUGAUAUGAGUUAUGUUGGAUUUACAGAGGAUGGUGCACAGUGGUUAGUUGACAACACGGACAUCAAGCUAGUUGGGAUUGACUAUAUAUCAGUUGCUGCAUUUGAUCAUUUGAUCUCUGCCCAUGUGGCCUUCUUCAAAAAUGCGGAUAUCAUCCUAGUCGAAGCCCUGAAACUAGACAACGUGAAGACUGGACUAUACACGCUGCACUGCUUACCUCUGAGACUGGUUGGCUCUGAGGGCUCACCAAUUAGGUGCAUUCUUAUCAAGUGA